AUGGCACAAGUGAUAUGGAAUACAGAUAUAGACGUUUACAAUAGGACGGUGAUACCACUGCUGAUAGCGCGGAGCAUAGCCAACUAUUUACCCAUACAAGAUCUACUAUCGUUUAGUUUGGUGUCAAAGAACACACACCAGGCUGUAAAUGAUCCUACACUAUGGGUUUCAAUUCUUAAGGAGAUGGGUGUAUGGGACCAUGCGAAGCAAGUGACCAAAGAGGACAUUCGAAAGAAUGCUAAAAUGCCCUACCUAAACAACCCAUUGACGUGUUUGGACUAUGUGUAUCGUUCGUUGAAAAAUGCCAAAUACCAGACUCUCAAAAUCCAUAAAUGCUUAUUUCGGUAUUACAACGAUCUACUAAGUAAAAAGAGCUUUGAUAGCCUCAAGUUGUUGAAAGAUUUUCAAACUCCAGAAGAUCAAGCAAAGAUAUUGACCAAUUUACUUUGUUAUAACAGAGUUGAUCAUAUUGAGGAAUCGAGGGUUUUAGCACAUGACAAACUAAGUGACCUUUUCGAGCAAUUUGAAAACACAUUGUUAAGAGAGUUGGAAAUACAUUUUGACGUGGAGGAUUAUGAACAAACGCGACGGUUUGUUAUGAUCUUGGUGUCGCUCAAUAACCAACAGACAUUGAUUGAUUUCUUUUUGCAAAAGAGCAUAUUUGAUGAAGACAUGGAAAUGUUUGGGUUGGUGCCUUUCAGUGUUGAUGAUUACUUUGCAGAACAACGUAUAAACACGGGAUUGUUUGAUAAGUUGAUUACAAACAUUGCUCUAGUUUUCAAUAAACAAUCUGAGAUCAUUGACAAGAUAUUCCCACAGUCAAUACCCAUGAUGUACAAGGUUUGCGAGGAGAUUAUCUCCAACCAGCUCUCUGAGUUAGUUUUAUUUGUCUUAGAAACGUCGAAGAAGCAUGGCUUGUAUUUGAAUGUUGUUCCCUUCAUUUACGGAAAAUUAACUACCAAUUUGAUCAAAGCUUUGGUUCCCUCGCAAAACGUUGGUGAAUCAUACCACAAAUUAGUUGGAGAGCUAAUUGACAUGAUGUUUGAAUCUUUUGCUGCAGAAUAUAUGCGUGAGGAGGUGGCCCAAUUCCGUCUAAACGCACAGGAGAAAUUAAUCAAAUGGAAUGAACAAAUAUCGCAAAGAGAGGCAGAAACGUCGCUGAAAAUCCUCGAAAGUGUCAAGAUUGAAUCUAAGAAUGACUUUUUAACCUCUUUCAAGAGCGUGUUUGCCAUUAGUUCGUCGAAGGAUCCAGUAUCAAAGGAGAAUUUCACAGAAAUGCAAGCAAAGGCAAAGAUAUUGUCUGAAAAUAUUAGAUCGUUAAACAAGAUACUUAGUCCUGAGGUGGUUCUUGAGAUUAUAAACAACGCAACAACAUCAUUGAAUCGUCUUUUGACGUUCAAAGAUUUCACUAUCGCGUCCUUGAGGAGUGACAUUUUCCUGUCUACACAAGAGAUAUUCAUUGACGUGAUGGACACAAUUGGUCUAGAGCAUUUGACUCCUGGUUUUGAUAAGGCAUUAACAUAUUUGCAAACGUACAAUCCCAAUUCCCCAACAUUUACAACGCAACAUAACGAAAAGUUUGCUGAACCGAUUGUGCUAUUUUUCGACUUGAUCAACAUGGCGGAUGUGAUUAUACAAAUGGUAGAUUUCUUCUAUAAGGAGGAAAUGUUGAACAAAAAGAUUGUCAAGCAUGAAAAUAGUAUAUUGAACCCAUCUUUACAGAGUAAAAAGAAAUUGGAAGCUUUGGUUGACAAGAAUGUUGCUGAUGGUUUGAAUAUUGGUAUUGAAUUGCUUGUUCAUCAAAUUGAAACAACUUAUCAAGAGUUGCUACUAGACACUGAUUACAAUCCUCCAUCCGACUCAGUAACGACUCUAGGCCCCACAAAUGCUGCUCAAAAAGCUACAAGCAUACUUGAAGAAAACAUGAAUCUUCUUGUUGAUAGUGCUGAUAAGUCAGUUGUUGAUGUAUUUCAACAAGAAAUUGCCGAGAGGUUUUUUCAAGUGAUUGUAAAGUUGUUGAAGAAACGCACAAUAUCAGUUGCUGGAGCAACCAAUUUAAUUUCAGAUUUAAAUUUGUACUAUGAAUUCAUGUUGGAACAUAUCAAGUCAAACAAGAGAUUAAUUAUGCCAUUGUAUCAAGCGUUGAAGAAAAUUGGUAAUUUGUACCUUAUUAGUGGUGAUGACUCAAAAUCAAUUGGUAAAUUAGUGAGUGACUUGUCGAAAUUCAACGGUAUUUUUGGACAAGAGGAAAUUUAUGAGUUUGUUCAAAGAAGAGAAGAUUGGCCAUUGAUUAAAAAGUAUGUGGAAAAGGUCAUGUAUGGUUUUGGGUUUGGCGAUUGUACUAUCGUGUAG
This is a messenger RNA of Lodderomyces orthopsilosis Co 90-125, 2352 nucleotides long. RefSeq names its product Rcy1p (gene RCY1). The coding region runs from base 1 to 2352 and encodes 783 amino acids. The record is from RefSeq and is a predicted model, not a curated record. Gene Ontology annotation, cellular component: exocyst; cytoplasm. The transcript has a single exon. Gene Ontology annotation, molecular function: protein binding. Gene Ontology annotation, biological process: Golgi to plasma membrane transport; exocytosis. NCBI's taxonomy places the organism in Eukaryota, Fungi, Ascomycota, Pichiomycetes, Serinales, Debaryomycetaceae.